AUGGACGCGUUGAAGAAAGAGCUCGAGCGGAAACGCAAAGCGUUCCAAGCCGAUUUCGGCAACCGUCGAUUCGUCGCUCGCGGCGAGAUCGAACGGAAGAAGAUCGAGCAGCUGCGGCAGGAGGAGGAGAAGGAACGCGAGCGGAAACGAGCCAAGCAGCAGGCAGCCGACGCGGGAAGCAACGGGGCCGGCACAGCCGCCGGGAAGAGCGGCGGUGCGAGCGCAUCGAAAUCCGUGGCGGUAGUCGCGGGCACGUCAGGGUCAGGGAUCGAUAAGGCGACCGAGGACCGAAUUGACUCGCUAGUUCUCCCGCGCGCGGAGGUAAUUAAGCGGCUCCGCGUUCUCCGGCACCCUAUAACGCUCUUCGGCGAGGACGACGAGGCGCGGCUCACUCGUUUGAAGCACGUUAUGAAAACGGGGGAGGUGGAUCCGGACGGGGAGCUUUUGGAAGGGCAGCAGAACGAUUUCUUGCGCGAUAUGGCGGAGCUUAAGAAAGGCGGGGGAGCCGGGGGGGGCGCGCGGGGGAAGAAAGACUCGCGGAAGGGGGACGGGGAGAAGAAGGACGGCGGGAAGGGGGAGGACGGGGGGAGGGACGGCGGCGGCGGAGCGGACGGGGGAGGCGGCGCGGAGGGCGAGGGCGAGUCGGAAGAGGAGGAUGACGUGGACUCGGCGCGCAUGCGCGCGAAUUGGGAGGAUCUGUGCGACGAUGAUAAAAUCCUGGUGUUCUUUAAGAAGUUGCUGCGCGAGUGGCAGCACGAGUUAGAGGUGAAACCGGAGGCGGAGCGGCGGACGGUCAAGGGGAAAUCCGCGGUCGCGACUUUCAAGCAGUGCGCGAGAUACAUAGAUCCGCUGUUCAUCAUGUGCCGCCGCAAGAGUUUCGAGACGUCUCAAUCUCAAGUCCCCAUGCUGUUCCCUCUUUGCACUCCAUGCCUCUCAUCCAUUCCCCAUCCAACCAAUCGGCCUGCAAUGCCCCUUCCUUGUGCCGACCUCGACCUCCUCCCAGCCUCCUCCAUCGAUCCUCCAUCCUCCGCUCGCAACCUCCCCUCCAAAUUCUCCACCAUCCACUCUGCCUGUUAA
Messenger RNA from Closterium sp. Naga37s-1, 1077 nucleotides. Lineage: Eukaryota; Viridiplantae; Streptophyta; Zygnematophyceae; Desmidiales; Closteriaceae. The record is from the annotation of a GenBank genome assembly.